This is a messenger RNA of Anopheles cruzii, 1217 nucleotides long. It is a transcript of the gene cad, whose product is annotated as homeotic protein caudal. Gene Ontology annotation, cellular component: nucleus. Bases 1 to 1194 code for a protein of 397 amino acids. The record is from RefSeq and is a predicted model, not a curated record. NCBI's taxonomy places the organism in Eukaryota, Metazoa, Arthropoda, Insecta, Diptera, Culicidae. Gene Ontology annotation, biological process: animal organ morphogenesis; anterior/posterior axis specification; embryo development. The transcript is spliced from 4 exons. Gene Ontology annotation, molecular function: RNA polymerase II transcription regulatory region sequence-specific DNA binding; DNA-binding transcription factor activity, RNA polymerase II-specific.
AUGGUGUCCUACUAUAAUCACUUCGCGAUGUACCCGAAGAACCACAGCGGCAAUCUGUCGUACUCGGCCACAACCGGUUGGUAUCCGGGCAAUUACCAGCACCAGCCACCACAUCCGCAGUUCAUCGGCGACGGCGAAUCGUCCCCGCAGCCCAUGUACUAUGCCCAUCCGCACGUGUUCCACCCGCAGUCCAGUCCGGACUGGAGCGGCCACGAAAACUUCUCGACGCCACCCCAAACGACCCUGUUGUCCCACGGGCCCAGCCCGGGCGGUGGGGCCGGUGGCGGCGGUGGAGGUGGAGGCGCCGGUUCCGGUGUUGGCCUCCACCUGGGGCAGUCGGCAAACCAUCUGCACCACCAUCAUCACCUUCAUCACAGUAGCAGCAGCAGCAACAACAACAAUGCGAACGGCGGCAACAGCCACGGGCACGACCACCUGGCCGACGGGUUGCACAGCAUACCGUCGCCCCCGAUCACGGUGUCCGGCAGCGACAUGUCCAGCCCGGGCGCGCCGACGGGAUCGGCGUCGCCACAGAUCACCCCGCGGCCAACGCCGGUCAAGAGCCCGUACGAGUGGAUGAAGAAGCAGUCCUACCAGAGCCAGCCAAAUCCAGGACUUCUCAACAUCUGCUCGGCCCCGUCACUGCAAGACUUCGCUCCCGUGGAGCCCGGUGGAAAGUGGAAAACACGGACGAAGGACAAGUACCGGGUGGUGUACACGGACCAGCAGCGGCUCGAGCUCGAGAAGGAGUUCCACUACACGCGCUACAUCACGAUCCGCCGCAAGGCGGAGCUGGCCCAAAAUCUACAGCUCUCGGAGCGCCAGGUGAAGAUCUGGUUCCAGAACCGGCGCGCCAAGGACCGCAAGCAGAAGAAGAAGGCGGAAAACGGCAGCAUCGGUGGGCUCGGGGGACCGCAGUCGCUGGUGGUGGGCCACUCGCAGGCGGCCCAGAACCACGCGGCCCACAGUCUGCUGGUGGACACGAAGCCGAAGCUCGAACCGUCGCUGCACCUCUCGCAUCUGCACCAGAUGAGCGCGAUGAGCAUGAGCAUGGGCUCGAUGGGCCUGCACCAUCCGGCCCACCACCCGGCCCUGCACCCGCACCACCACCUGGGCGUACCGGGCUCGCAGCACCUCAACUCGCAGUCCGCCGGUGGCCAGGUUCCGGUGCCGACAUCGCUCAGCAUAAUGUGAUGCGGCUAAUGAGUGCCGAGGCC